Messenger RNA from Thlaspi arvense, 1415 nucleotides. Lineage: Eukaryota; Viridiplantae; Streptophyta; Magnoliopsida; Brassicales; Brassicaceae. The record is from the annotation of a GenBank genome assembly.
UAAUAAUGGAGGUUUCAAAAGGGCAUUAUAGAUUAUAUAAUUGGCCAACCUGACAACCUCUCAUUUCAUUCAACUCCUAUAUUAAUACUCUCCUUUCAUCCCCAUUCCACAUCUCUCUCUCUAUCCCUCUCUCUCUCUCUCUCCAUAAGAACCCUAGAAGGUUGCUCUUGUUCUCUUUACACUAACACCACUAGAAAAAGUUAGAGCUUUUGAGGUAAAAUCAGCAUUUAGAGGGUUUCUAGCCAUUGUCAUCUCUACCCACAAAGACAAAAGUUUUUUUUUUAAUAUAUUCUCAUUUCCCAAAACCUUACUGUUUGCAAUUUCUUGAGGUAAACUAAUAUUCAAGGCUCUAGAAUAUCAUCAUGAUGAUGGGAAAAGAGGAUCUCGGUUUAAGCUUGAGCUUGGGAUUUUCACAAAACCAUCACCCACUUCAGCUGAAUCUAAAACCCAUUUCUUCACCAAUAUUGUCCAAUCUCCAGAUGUUUCCAUGGAAUCAAACAGUUUCUUCCCCAGAUCAUCAAAACCAACAGUUUCUUAGGAAAAUCGACGUGAACAGCUUGCCGUCGACGGUGGAUUUGGAGGAGGAGACAGGAGUUUCUUCCCCGAACAGCACGAUCUCGAGCACCGUGAGCGGCAAGAGGAGGAGCGAGAGAGAAGGAACAUCCGGUGGUGCCGGAGAUGACCUCGACAUCACUCUGGAUCGAUCUUCUUCACGUGGAACCUCCGACGAAGAAGAAGAGUACGGAGGAGAGGCUUGUCGGAAGAAGCUCAGGCUAUCCAAAGAUCAAUCUGCUGUUCUCGAAGACACUUUCAAAGAACACAAUACUCUCAAUCCCAAACAGAAGCUGGCUUUGGCUAAGAAGCUAGGCUUAACCGCUAGACAAGUGGAAGUGUGGUUCCAAAACAGAAGAGCAAGGACAAAACUGAAGCAGACCGAAGUGGAUUGUGAGUAUUUGAAGAGAUGCGUAGAGAAACUGACUGAAGAGAAUCAGCGGCUCGAGAAAGAGGCGGCCGAAUUGAGGGCACUAAAGCUUUCACCGCGGUUCUAUGGUCAGAUGAGUCCACCGACCACACUUCUCAUGUGUCCAUCUUGCGAACGCGUGGCAGGACCAUCGAACCAUAACCAACCGACUGUAUCCUUGAGCCCGUGGCUCCAAAUGGGCCAUGGGUCAACCUUUGAUGUGACACGUCCUAGGUCUUAACUUUAUUCCGGUUCUAUGGAUUAUUAUUAUUAUUAAGUGGGUCAUUGUACUUUUUAGAUUAGUGACUCUAGCUAAUUCGCUAUGUAUCCUUAAAAGCCUUUUCCAUUUUUAAACAACUUAAUCUUAUUUUAUUUUUUUUGACAGCUAAAUUACUUAAUCUUAUCAAAUUAGCUAUGCUUGUCUUCUUGAAUCUUGAUAAGAAACAAAAUUAAA